AAAGGACAUGUUCAAGUCAUUUGAUACAAUGUCUUUGAAUGGAGUUGAGAAUGCUCAGAUCACCAGUUCUGCAAUCUCUAACGCAGGAAAAGAGGGUCUAAAUUGUGAAAGGAUGUCACACACAAAUGUGAGUAAAAUUGAGCACAUAAUUGUGGUAGGUUCAAAAAAUGUGUGUGCAUGCAUUGAGAGUAUACAGAAUCAAUUUCCAAUAACAUUUAUUCAUGAAAAUGUUGACUUUAGUGAAGAAUGUAUCAAGAGGUUUGCUGCAUAUCAAGAAAAUGUGCCAUUUCGUACAGCAUGGAUCAUCUUGACAGACAUUUUAUUAUUGACAAAGCAAUCUAGCUCAGACACUCCUUGCAGUAAUGCUCGGUGUCAAAAUCCAUUUGAAUAUGACAUAUUAAAAACUGAUGUCAAUUUUCCUUUUAUGGUCCAAAAAGUAAUAAUUGAGAGAAUGGUUGAUGAAGUAUUAGCUAAUAUUAUAAGCUUUGCAAUGAACCUUAUUAAAGAAUUAACACCAGGGUCGUUUGUGUACUUUACACCAAUUGCCCCACUUCGUGGAAUGAUCAUCCCACCAACCACACAACAUGAUCGCAUCCAUGCUUUGAAAAAGCUUGGGCCAGAUGUACGAUUACUAAAAGGCACUUAUCUUUGUUGGAUACGAUGCGCUAGAAACUUCAGCAAAAUGUGGAAAAAGUUUAUGUUAGAAAAUACUUCCACAAGUGUAGUCCAUGAUCUACUUGUGAAAUACUACUUCAAUAAAAGUGUAUGCUGCCUAGUUCCUGUCUACGAUGAGAAUACUAUUAAAGGGAACUCUAUCCAAGAAACUCGCUGGAGAUUUGUAGUUAAAAGAAUGAUACAGAAAAUAGCAUUAUCAAAAGGUGAGUAUCCCAAUUCAUCUUUGGGGCCGUUUGCUCUGCGCUUUAACCCAAAGAAAUCUGAAGCUGCUUCUGAGAAAGGAGUGCCUAGCGCAAGGCAGCCGCAAGCAAAAGCAACUGAUAAAGCUAAAGUAGAAAAGACUGCUGGCCCUGUGCUACGUCCUGCAAGUGAUGUUCCUGUGACCAGUUUAUCAGAGAAAGCUAACAGGGCAACCAAAGCACCUCAAGAUUUAUCCCCUCUGAGCACUGAUGGUCCACCAAGUACAGCAUCAACCACAUUAGGUGGCAGUCCCGGGAAUGUUAGUACAUCUAUGAACUCCUCUCUGCUUAAGAAAACAGCAGCUGUUAAUAGCUUAAAUCAGUCAAAAAGUGGUGGAAUAGUGAGCACACUACCUUAUAAAACUGUGAGUGAAACUAGUUCAUCUUGUACAACUGCAAAAGUAGCUGUGUCCUCAACUAUUCCUCACAAAGCACAAGGCUCUGUAUCUCCUAUAACUGCCAAAAGGAAAUCUACAGAACCAUCAGUCAUACAGAUAAAAACUUCUAAUAAAACAUUGAAUAGAGAUGUUAAGAAUACUGUCGAAAGCGCACAUGGUACUAGCGGAAUAAGAGAUUCAAGGGAAGUAAGUGGUAAAACAUCAAGUGUAGCUCAAAGGCCAUCACUGGAAGAGAAUUGUAAAAAUGUGUUGAAGUCAUCAAAUACAGUUAAAGAGCCUCAUCUGCUUGGUAAUGAAAAGGAACAUAGUGUGUCUUUAUCUAGUCUGAAGACUUGUGAAAAUGUCUCGGGUAGAAAAGACGUGUGCAAAACUAAUGCAGUUCAGUCAAGUAAACCAAAUAAAAACAUUAUUGGAAAAAAUAUGUUGAGUGCGACAAUGAAGACAUUACCAGGUAAAAGCCCUGGAAGAAGUUCUAAUGCUGUUGAUAUAAAAAAUGAGGCUACUUCCUGUUUUGCGUCACAAGAAAAUGUGUCUGGCAAAACAGAAACUUGCUGUGAAACAUUCUAUGAAAAACUAAUGCCAAAUAAAUUGACUUCUGAGAAACUCUGUCAUGCAAGUAAAAUGUCUUUGUCCAAAGUUUCACUUGAAAGCCCAGAGGUAACCUCCAAAUUGUCUCCUAGAAAAUUGCCUUUGGAGGUGUCUGAAAAUGUUACUGUGUCUUCAGAUAACUGCGGGACUUAUGUGGUCUCUCCUAAUACACUCAGCAAUACUGGAGAAAGUUCUGUUGCAACAGAGUCUGUAUCCUUAGUAAAAGGUUCCUCCAAAAUAACUUCAAUACCAGAAACAGCUGACAAAGACAAAGAUAUGAACUUGUCCUCUUCUAAUCAGAAGGCUCCUUUUGGAACUGUGGCAUCACUGUCAGGUGAUACAUCCCAAGCCAAGUCAUGUGCUGAAGCAGUGCAGGCUGAUAGUUCUUAUACAGAGUUAAACCAGAGACCAAGUACUGUUGUUUCUACCAAUCCAAAUGAAGGACAAGAUUUGCUUGCUAGUAUACCUAAGGAUAAGAUAUCUUCAAAAAGAAAACCCAGAGCAGUUCUGGACAGUGUGUCCUCUGAAUCUGAACUAGCAAGUAAAGCUUCUGUUGUGAAAAGUGAACCUGUGUCUGGAGAAACAAACAAAAUGAGCUCAGUUUCAACUACAAUUCCUCAAGCUUCCAUAGUUGACACUUCAGUGAAGGUUUCCAAUUCAAAAGCAACAGCAGAACCCCAGGCAUCGUCUGCUAACAUAAUACCUUUAGCAAAGGAAAGCUGUUCUGGUACAAGUUCCCCAAAAAAGGGAGGAACUCCUAGUGUAACCUCAAAGCCUGCACCUUCCUCAGUUGCUCUUGUGAUACAAAGUAGGUCAGGGUCUCCAUCGAGUGUUAAAACAAUGGCAAAAAUACCUGCCCCAACUUGUAUUGUGCAUCCUACUAAAGUACAUGAUAAAGUUCUUUCUUCUCAUAAGGGCAUUGUAGCUGAAAUUCAUAGCUCUCUAAAAACCAGUUCAGUGACUACUACUGUUCCAUCUGGAUCUGGGAGAUAUACUCUGGCUGUUAAAGAUCAUGGUUCUGUACCUUUAAAGAUGGUUACUCUUAAUGAGGGAAUUCCAACAGCUGUUGUUACACCAAAGAUUAAUCUUCAAAAGAACUGCUCAGUGGCCAAACCUAGCUCGUCAAAAGUGGAAGAUCCUAUGAUCGUAAAAGACCCAUCUAAUCAGACGACUUAUGGAAUUAUAUUGAUGAACAUACAUAGAAGCAUAAAGGAUGAAGAUUUGAAGGUCCUUUUUGAAGCUUGUGGACAAGUACAUUCCAUGCAACGCCCAUCAAAUAUCCUAGGAAAACCUGCAGAGUAUUGUGUGGUCAAGUUCCUAAGUCAUGACGUUGCACUGAGAGCAAAACAAUUGUUUAGUGCAGUGAUACUUGCUGGAAAACCCUUAGAAGUGAAGAGCCUUGAAAACUAUGCUGAAAAUUCAAGUGAGAAUGUCUCGCAGGCUGACAGACUAAUGUACCAUAAACUGGAAAAGAUAGCUAUGAAAUGCAAAGUGAAUUUGAGUUUGAAGGAUGAAAUGUUGAUCCAGUACACUACUCAGGAAAGGCUAGAAAAUGAUGGAUUACCAAACCCCAGCAAAGGAGGUCGGUCAGACAACAAAGAGGAUGAUGAAAUCAGUUUGUCAAGUGUCAGUCUUUCAAGCCUCGAAGAUUCGGACGACGACAAAAUUGUAUCUAAGGGUACUGGAAGAAAAGUAUAUGGUAAAGGAAAAGCAGAUACAAAUGUGAAAGAUUGCCAAAAAGUAAAAGCUGCUGCCACCGGCACUUUAAGAGAGACCUGCUCAUCUUCCACAAGCAGAGCAGGUGGUCAAGGACUCCAUACAUUGAGCAAAGAUACGCGCAAGCCACAGAAAAAGAGUUCACUUUCCAGUAAAGGAACUAUGAAUGAUGAAACUUUUGUCAAGGUUUCAAAUCUUUCUGAUGUGGUUCCUUGGGAAAUUGUUGAUCGCCUACUCCAAGCCUGUGGGGCGUUGGACAAAGGGAAAUUUGAGGAGACUUCAGGUGCCAAAGUCUACCAGUUUCCAACAUACAAAUCUGCAUUGCUAGCUGAGGGUCAGUUGAAAGGACUAAGGCUUUUGGAUAAAAUACUAAAUGUAAAGAUGAUGUGUAACACAUCAGGUAAGGAACCAGUGUUGAAGUUGGAUGAAGAAAUGAAAAUUCGCAACCACGCUCUUCUUGUACUUGGGGACUAUGAAAACAUCAUGGUGUCAGUUGCCAAAACAAUUGCUGAAUCAGGUGUUAAUGUGUACAGCUUUAAGACAAAGUUAUGUACCAAGGAAAGUUGUGCUUCCCAUCAGUUAUGUCAUGACUAUCAUUCUGCUGAAGACCGAAGACGUAAUCCCCUGCUUUAUAAUUACAGUUCUACAAUGUGUAAUACGGUCCGAAACUCCAAGGAAUGUAAAAGGCAUGACAAAUGUGAGGAUGCUCAUUCAACAGUUGAAAUACUAUUUCACAAAACAAAAUUUCGCAGUCAUAUUUGCGUUGGAUGGUCCACUCUUCGUGCUUGCCCUAUGGGUGAUAAAGUUUGCCCAUUUGCUCAUCCAGAUUGCCCAGAUUUAUUUUUUCAUCCUGAUUGGGAAGACCUUUAUGUAGAAGGACUGCACAACACCCUUCUUUUCCUAUCUGGGGCCAUCUUGAACCAUUUUAGACUUCAGUUAUCAGGCUCGCGGAAUGAGGUUGGUCACAGUACUCAACGUUCAGUCCCUUGCGUCCGUAUUUUGGUGAUCACUCCAUCAGCAGAUAUGGUGAAAUUGUAUGCACAGGCUGUAAAGGAACUUGCUCUAACUUGUAACAUGGAGGUUACAGCUGUUACUUUAGGGACAGCAACUCGAGAUUCUUCAGUUUUGAUUGGGACACCGGCUUCACUCUCAAAACUUCUUGCAGAAGAAAAAAGCAAAACCUCACGAAAACAGCAUUCAGGAAAAGCAUUGGGAACAAUCAGCAAUAUAAGAGCUAUAAUUCUUGAUGAUGCAUCCUCUGUGUUGAAGGAAUUUUCUUCAGUAUCUCAUCAAGCAUUAGAAAGAUUGUUGGGUACACCAGGUAUCAAUAAAGUGGCAAUCUCGGAAGUGAUCAGUGUCAGUGAAGUACACAAAACCAGUAGGCUCUUCAAUUGCAAGUUGAAAGAGCUACCAGUUCGAGAACAACCUCAGUCUG
Molecule: messenger RNA, 5051 nt
Organism: Macrobrachium nipponense
Lineage: Eukaryota; Metazoa; Arthropoda; Malacostraca; Decapoda; Palaemonidae
Molecular function (GO): RNA binding; metal ion binding
Source: RefSeq, a predicted model, not a curated record